AUGGCCAAGGCGGGCCGUGCAGGUGAGGGCGGGCGCCGGGAGGGCCGGGCCGCCAGCGGGGGGAGGGACUCGCGCGGCUCGAGGCCCAGAGCUGGGCACUGGGAUGAGGAGGUGGACCAGACGCUGCCCCUGUUCGCACUCUCUGGGCCCGAGGGUGACUUGGGAGGGCGCUGCAACGAGGGUGGCAGCAAGCCUGGUCGCAGCAGGGCCGGCUUUCGAGGUGGCCCUCCCCCGGGCGGUGGUGCCCCCUGGCACCUUCGAAAUGUCCUCAGUGACUCAGUGGAGAGCUCUGAUGAUGAAUUCUUUGAUGCUAGAGAGGAGGUGGCCGAAGGGAAGAACGCCAUCCUUAUCGGGAUGAGCCAGUGGAAUUCAAACGACCUGGUGGAGCAGAUGGAGACCAUGGGGAAACUGGAGGAGCAUCAAGGAGAAGGGAGCACGCCGUGCACUUCCAGCCUCCUCCAGGAGAAACAGCGAACCACAGUGGGUGACACAGUAACCAAGGCUGUGCCAGGGCUCAGGACCCUUAGGUCCCAUCGCUCGGAGGCUGUGUCUGCAGAGUGGGGCUGCCCAGGUGCUUGUGGUCCUUCCAAUGAUGCAGGCUUCUCCAAGUUUCCUUCUGCCUGUGUUUUCUCAAGAGGCCGAGCACAAGGAGAAUUGUACCGGGUUUCCUUGAGAAGACAGAGGUUCCCAGCCCAAGGAAGCAUUGAGAUCCAUGAAGACAAUGAGGAAGGCUGCCCGCAGCGCUCCUGCAAGACGCACGUCCUCCUGCUGGUGCUGCACGGGGGAAAUGUCCUGGACACGGGCUUGGGGGACCCAUCCUGCAAGGUGGCUGACAUCCAUACCUUCAGCUCCGUGCUGGAGAAGGUCACGCGCGCCCACUUCCCCGCAGCCCUGGGCCACAUCCUCGUCAAGUUCGUCCCCUGUCCCGCCAUCUGCUCGGAGGCUUUCUCGCUUGUCUCCAACCUGAACCCAUUCAGCCACGACGUGGGCUGUCUCAGCAACAGCCAGGACCACGUCCCUCUGGCCGCCCUGCCCCUGUUGGCCAUCUCCUCCCCACAGUACCAGGAUGCGGUUGCCACUGUCAUCGAGCGAGCCAACCAGGUGUAUGCGGAGUUCCUCAAAUCCCCCGAUGGGAUUGGCUUCAGUGGGCAGGUGAGUCUCAUCGGGGACUGCGUAGGGGGCCUCCUGGCCUUCGAUGCCAUCUGCUACAGCGCGGGGCCCACGGGUGACAGCCCGGACAGCGGCAGCCGGAAGGGGAGCUUCAGCAGCACCCAGGACGCCCCGGUGGUGGUGGAGGAGGAGUGCAGCCUUGCGGGCAGCAAGCGGCUCAGCAAGAGCAGCAUCGACGUCUCCAGCACCUUGGAGGAUGAAGAGCCCAAGCGGCCGUUGCCUCGGAAGCAGAGCGACUCAUCCACCUAUGACUGCGAGGCCGUCACCCAGCAUCACGCCUUCCUAUCAAGCAUCCACUCCAGCGUGCUGAAGGAUGAAGCCGAGUCCCCGGCGGCUGGGGGCCCCCAGGUCCCCGAGGUCAGCCUGGGCCGCUUGGAUUUUGAGGUGUCUGACUUCUUCCUCUUCGGCUCGCCCCUGGGCCUGGUCCUGGCCAUGCGGAGGACGGUGCUGCCCGGACUGGAUGGUUUCCAGGUACGUCCUGCCUGCAGUCAGGUCUACAGCUUCUUCCACUGCGCAGACCCCUCCGCCUCCCGGCUUGAACCACUGCUGGAGCCCAAGUUCCACCUGGUGCCACCUGUCAGCGUGCCCCGCUAUCAGAGAUUCCCACUGGGCGACGGACAGCCCCUCCUCCUUGCUGAUGCCCUGCAUACCCACAGUGCCCUCUUCCUGGAGGGCAGCUCCCGGGGCAGCCCGCCGCUUCUGGAUGCCCCAGCCUCACCCCCUCAGGCCCUGAGAUCCCAGCGCCGGGCCUGGAGGAUCAGCCAGGGCAGCUCCAGUGAGAGCUCGGAGUCCUCGGACAGCUUGGCCCCCGUGGGUGUCUCCCGCAUCACAGCCAAGUGGUGGGGCUCCAAGCGCAUCGACUACGCCCUGUACUGCCCUGACGUCCUCACAGCCUUCCCUACAGUGGCCCUGCCCCACCUCUUCCACGCCAGCUACUGGGAGUCCACGGACGUGGUGGCCUUCAUCCUGAGACAGGUGAUGCGCUAUGAGAGUGUGAGCGUCAAGGAGAGCGCUGGUCUGGACCCCGCGGCCCUGAGCCCCACCAACCCCCGCGAGAAGUGGCUUCGUAAGAGGACCCAGGUCAAGCUGCGGAAUGUCACUGCCAACCACCGGGCCAAUGACGUGAUUGCUGCCGAAGAUGGCCCCCAGGUCCUGGUGGGGAGGUUCAUGUAUGGGCCCCUCGACAUGGUGGCCCUGACCGGCGAGAAGGUGGACAUCCUGGUGAUGGCAGAGCCGUCCUCCGGCCGCUGGGUGCACCUGGACACAGAGAUCACCAACAGCAGUGGGCGCAUCACGUACAGCGUGCCACGGCCCCGGCGCCUGGGGGUUGGCGUCUACCCCGUGAAGAUGGUCGUCAGGGGCGACCAGACCUGCGCGAUGAGCUACCUCACAGUGCUGCCCCGGGGCAUGGAGUGUGUGGUCUUCAGCAUCGACGGCUCCUUUGCGGCCAGCGUGUCCAUCAUGGGAAGCGACCCCAAGGUCCGGCCGGGGGCAGUGGACGUUGUCCGGCACUGGCAGGACCUGGGAUACAUGAUCCUCUACAUCACCGGGCGGCCGGACAUGCAGAAGCAGCGGGUGGUGUCGUGGCUGUCUCAGCACAACUUCCCACAGGGCAUGAUCUUCUUCUCCGACGGGCUGGUGCACGACCCGCUGCGGCAGAAGGCCAUUUUCCUGCGCAACCUGAUGCAGGAGUGUUUCAUCAAAAUCAGCGCAGCCUACGGCUCCACGAAGGACAUCUCCGUCUACAGCGUGCUGGGCCUGCCGCCCUCCCAGAUCUUCAUUGUGGGCCGGCCCACCAAGAAGUACCAAACCCAGUGCCAGUUCCUGAGCGAGGGCUACGCGGCGCACUUGGCAGCGCUGGAGGCCGGCCACCGCUCGCGCCCCAAAAAGAACAGCUCGCGCAUGAUCCUACGCAAGGGCAGCUUCGGCCUCCACGCGCAGCCCGAGUUCCUGCGGAAGCGCAACCACCUGCGCCGGACCAUGUCGGUUCAGCAGCCCGACCCGCCCGCCAACCCCAAGCCCGAGCGGGCCCAGAGCCAGCCCGAGUCCGACAAGGACCACGAGCGGCCCCUGCCCGCGCUCAGCUGGGCGCGUGGGCCCCCCAAGUUCGAGUCGGUGCCCUGA
Messenger RNA from Budorcas taxicolor (takin), 3294 nucleotides. RefSeq names its product PITPNM family member 3 (gene PITPNM3). Lineage: Eukaryota; Metazoa; Chordata; Mammalia; Artiodactyla; Bovidae. Gene Ontology annotation, cellular component: cytoplasm. Gene Ontology annotation, molecular function: phosphatidylcholine binding; phosphatidylinositol binding; phosphatidylinositol transfer activity. Gene Ontology annotation, biological process: phospholipid transport. The record is from RefSeq and is a predicted model, not a curated record. The transcript has 22 exons. Bases 1 to 3294 code for a protein of 1097 amino acids.